AGCGGGAUGUGAGGGAGGGAGCAUGCGGGGAGCGCGAGAGAAGAACGCUGCCAUGCAAAGCGUCGCUUGACAGCGUCUUUUUUACUUCCACCUGCGUUCGUCGCAUAAGGAUUGUGGAUUGCAUCUGCCCGGCCAUUGAAAUCGCGUCUUACUUCGAUGCCCGAGUGCGAUGCAUCUUUGCUUUAACAGAUUGACGGAGUCGCUUGAAGGAUGCUGCACACGGAGGAUCGCUGUUUGACAUGCACUGACAUUUAAAAUGAGCCAUCUGAACCGUGCACAUCUCGUGCUUUUCGACUCAUGAGUGCACAGCGUGAUUAAACGCGUGCUUUUAAUCGGAGCGUAACCUCCGUAGGCUGCUCUGACACAUUUCUAAACGUUUGUUAUGGGGGUCAGCACAACAACCCGAGGCGGUGGGGUUUGAUUGCAGCCUCUAUUGCGUGUUUUUACUUAAAGAUCAUAUAUACUUGCAUCAUCGUUUAUGCUCGCUGAUCAGCUGUUAAGCUUGUGAAACUGCGGCGAGCGCGGGUUGUUGUGUGUGGUGCUGAAAGGACAGCUCCCACCACAGCGGAUCAUAUGGAUCAAUAUUAGGGGUCUGACAGUGUCGCUCUCGGGCUUUAAUGGCUGUGGCACGCAAGAUCAAAACUCUGCUGACGGUCAACAUUCUGGUGUUCGUCGGGAUCAUCUUGUUCUCCGUCUACUGCAGGAUCCAGGACCGAUCCGAAGAGCUCGUACAGAUCGGGAGGCUGUCGGAUCAGAGACUGCGAGGCAGGAAUGCCAAAGUUACGAACUCCAUGGACAAACAGUCCAUUCUCAAAAGGCUGGAGCGACUUGAAGAUGUGGUCUAUAACCAGUUAAAUGGUCUAGCCAAGCCCAUGGGUCUGGUGGAGGGUCCUGGAGGUCUAGGACAGGGCGGCGCAGCUGCCACGCUGGGGGAGGACAGCCGAGAGAGUGAAGGGAGGUACGAGGAGUACGGCUACAACGCCCAACUGAGCGACCGCAUCUCCUUGGACAGGAACAUUCCGGACUACAGGCCCAAAAAGUGUAAGCAGUUGACCUACCCUGAUGACCUUCCCCAGAUCUCUGUCGUCUUCAUCUUUGUGAAUGAAGCUCUUUCUGUCAUCCUGCGGUCCGUACACAGCGUGGUCAACCACACCCCGGCACACGUGCUUAAAGAAAUCAUUCUGGUGGAUGACAACAGUGACAGCGUGGAGCUGAAGUUCAAUCUGGAUCAUUACGUGAAUAAGCGAUAUCCCGGCCUGGUGAAGAUCGUGAGGAACAGUAAGAGAGAGGGACUCAUACGGGCCAGGAUUCACGGCUGGAAUGCAGCCACCGCUCCUGUUGUGGGCUUCUUUGACGCCCACGUGGAGUUCAACGCAGGCUGGGCUGAACCUAUCCUCACCAGAGUGAAAGAAGAUCACACUAGGAUAAUCCUCCCUGCGAUAGAUAAUAUCAAGUACAACACCUUUGAGGUACAACAAUACGCUAAUGCGGCUCACGGCUACAACUGGGGCCUCUGGUGCAUGUACAUCAUCCCACCACAGGAUUGGCUGGACAAAGGCGAUGAGACUGCCCCCAUCAGGACACCUGCAAUGAUUGGCUGCUCUUUUGUGGUGGAUCGUGAGUAUUUUGGAGAAAUUGGACUGCUUGAUCCAGGCAUGGAGGUCUACGGAGGAGAGAACAUUGAACUUGGUAUGAGGGUGUGGCAGUGUGGUGGCAGUAUGGAGGUUCUCCCGUGUGCCAGAGUAGCUCACAUUGAACGCACAAAGAAACCAUACAACAAUGACAUCGACUACUACGCCAAGCGGAACGCGUUGCGGGCAGCAGAAGUUUGGAUGGAUGAGUUUAAGUCCCAUGUCUACAUGGCCUGGAAUAUCCCCAUGAAUAACCCAGGAGUGGAUUUUGGAGACGUGUCAGAACGUGUAGCGCUGAGGAAGAAAAUGAACUGCAGGAACUUUCGCUGGUACCUCGAGCAUGUCUAUCCCGAGAUGAGGAUUUACAAUAACACCAUCACUUACGGAGAGGUGCGAAACAGUAAAGCCAGCGGAUACUGCCUUGAUCAGGGGUCAGAGGAGGACGACAGGGCCAUACUCUACCCAUGUCACGGCAUGUCGUCACAGCUGGCGAGGUACACCACUGAAGGCUUAUUGCAGUUAGGACCCCUGGGGUCGACUACGUUUCUGCCUGACACAAAAUGCCUGGUGGAUGAUGGAAGAGGAAGGACUCCGAGUUUAAAAAAAUGCGAUGCUGUCACCAGGUCUUCCCAGAGGCUUUGGGAUUUUACUCAGAAUGGACCCAUCAUAAGUCGAGACACGGGACGUUGUUUGGAGGUUGAAAUGUCAAAAGAUGCGAACUUUGGUCUGCGGCUGGUCGUCCAGCGUUGCUCAGGGCAGAAAUGGAUGAUUCGGAACUGGAUAAAACACCCCAGACACUGAGGAACGUCCAACCUGAAAAAUAACCUCCCUGAGCUGGAGAGCAGCCAUAGACACAAACCCUGAGUCUGGGGUUGAGACAGACAAGAAGAACUCUCUUUUGGGGAAAAUGCUUUCAAUAUAGACGUCUAAAGGUGAAAUACUAUCUUUGGAUGCAUUUACUGUUGAGCGAGCAGAUAAAGCAGAAGGCCGUCAUCAAAAGAGAAACACUUGCUCCUUGCAAGUCCUCUGUAUAGACUUCCAGUUUACUGCAGCGCACUUGUGUUCCCGAGUGGAAUUCUGAUGAGCUGAGAAAUAUUCAAAAGCGUUACGGAUGAACAAAGAAAGAGGAAACGAAAGUUGCAGACCCCUCUGAGCAAAGUCUCGAGUUUUACUUCUUAUCAAUUGCCAUAUCAACACUUAUUUCUUCAGGCUGUGAAUUGCUUUGGAUAAUUGAAUAUCCACGUUGAAACUUUAAAUGGGUAUCCCAAGUGCUACAGAAGAAAAAAAGAAAGUAGUAUAGACUUUAAUCUGACACAAUAGUUUCAGCUAUUUUAGCUAUUGAGUAUUUUCUUUCCUUGAUUUACAGACUUAAUUGCUAAUGCACAACAAAACCAUGUGUUCACUCAAGAACUCAUGUGCCUUUCUCCAUCUUUAUGCCAUCAGACCAGGGAAUGUUCCUCCCUAAGCAUGUACAAAAUAUUUGAUUUUAAAUUAAUUAAAGUAUGAAUAUAAUGUUAAGAGGUCUUAUUGUAGAAACACGUUGUAAAAUACUUAAAACAUGAUAAUCCAGGAAGAUCGAAACAAUAAAAACAAGUUUUCUUUUCUUUUGUACAACGUUGCGUGAUUUAAUUGAUGUGCAAAUCAGUACAGUAAAAUGAUCAGUGUUGAUUGAUGAAACCACAUUCGGAAGCAAUAAGUACUGGUAUGAAAUGUUUCAUUUUCUAGCAAAGUCAACGUGAAACAUUGUUUGAAACCCAUUGUAUUUCAAUAUUGUGAUUUUGUAAACAGGAUUUGAAGUUAUAUAUUGGAAACUGAAAAAAAGUGCAUUCUAAAAAUAAAGGUUGCAAAGGGGAGUUUUGUAAAAUUGCCACAGCAAAACCAUUUUGGGUUCCACAAGAAACUUUCCUGUAAACAGUUCUUAAAAGAAUCAUUUUCUUUUUUAGUGUGAAUCUUAUUUUUAUAAUUUUAAGAACUUUUUUUUUGUUAUAAAGACCCUUUUGUGCAAUGGCAAGUGUUCAUUAGAUGUUAAAGAAAUAGUUUGCCCAAAAACAAAAAUUGGCUGAAAAUUUGCUCAUCCUCAGGCCAUUUAAGAUGUAGAUGAGUUUGUUUCUUCAUCAGAACAGAUUUGGCAUCUGAAAUUUAGCAUUACAUCACUUGCUUACCAAUGGAUCCUCUGCAGUGAAUGGGUGCUGUCAGAAUGAGAGUCCAAACAGCUGAUAAAAACUUUACAAUAAUAAGCAAGUAAUCCAUCAGUUAACAUCUUGUGAAGCGAAAAGCAUUUUUUACAUUUUAAACCAUUGCUUUCUGGCUCUAUAGAGUCCUCUAUCCAUAAUAUUGCUUUGUUCAGUGAAAACUUGUGUUAAAUCAUGUGGAUUACUUCUGGGUAAUUGUGUUUUUAUCAGCUGUUUGCACUCUCAUUCUGACGGCACCCAUUCACUGCAGAGGAUCCAUUGUUUUGCAACUGAUGUAAUGCUAAAUUUCUCCAAAUCAGUGCCAAUAAAAGACAGAAUGAAGUUUGUUUUGCUGUUAACUUUUUUGCCUCCAUAGAUUCUCUGAAGCCCUAUGUCUGGAGUCCUGAGGAACUAGUUAAGAAAAAUGAAGGACAACCAGAGUUAAGUUUUGCAUUUAAACACACUUUCACUGCAGGAUGUACAAUCUAAUCAUAAACCACACAACUCAUCACUAAAGCACUGAAUGCUUCUCAAAGCGAUCAAACUCAGCGUGCAGCUUCUCUUUUUUUUUUCUUUGAAGCAAAC
This is a messenger RNA of Labeo rohita (rohu), 4387 nucleotides long. RefSeq names its product polypeptide N-acetylgalactosaminyltransferase 9 (gene galnt9). NCBI's taxonomy places the organism in Eukaryota, Metazoa, Chordata, Actinopteri, Cypriniformes, Cyprinidae. Gene Ontology annotation, cellular component: Golgi apparatus. The transcript is spliced from 11 exons. The record is from RefSeq and is a predicted model, not a curated record. The coding region runs from base 618 to 2432 and encodes 604 amino acids.